CUUCUAUAUCCGACCAAUUACAGUGCCCGGCGGCUCAGCGGAAACAGCUUUAGACUACUUUGAUGAGACGGGGGUGGAAAAAUAACAAAGAAUGUAGCGAGCUUGUGGUUAGAGGAAAGACAGAAGAUUACAGCUCAGUGAGCGACCAAGUUGGAGCGUCUUUAAUGGCGAGAACUACAUGAAAUCCCGUCAGCUGCAACAGGAACAGAGGACGAGCAGAAGCAGCCGCAGCAUCAGAGCCGUCAUACAUUUUAGGACUACCUGCCUUCUACAAACCGGGGAGAGAGGAUGCUGUCUUGGCUGAGUGAACUGAUAUGGGCGGACUGGAUUUGGUUUCCUGAAGGUCACGGCUGGGCUGACUUGAAGGAUCAUGAUGGCAAAGUCUUCCCCAAAACUCAGGACCUCUGGGCUACUAUACCCAUUGCUCUCUGCUUCCUAGUCAUCAGGCAGAUAUUUGAACGGACCGUAGCGAUUCCUCUAGCCUCUCUGCUGGGAGUGAGUGACAAGCAGCGUGUCCGUGCUCCUCCAAAUCCAGUCUUGGACUUGUAUUUCUGCAGCACAUCAAAGCAUCCCACACAGAGCUCGAUUGAGAGUUUAAGCAAACAGACGGGCUGUUCAGUGCGACAGGUCCAGAGGUGGUUCAGGCGCCGGAGGAACCAGGACCGACCCAGCAAGCUCAAAAAAUUUAGAGAAGCAAGUUGGAGAUUUACGUUUUACCUUCUUGCUUUCUUUGCUGGCCUGGGAGUCCUAAUUGAUAAACCAUGGUUCUAUGAUGUGACGCAGGUGUGGGAGAACUUCCCAAAAAUGCCGCUGCUGCCUUCACAGUACUGGUAUUACAUGAUCGAACUAGGCUUCUACAUCUCACUGCUUUUCAGCGUAGCGUCAGAUGUCAAGCGAAAGGAUUUCAAAGAACAGAUUGUUCACCACUUGGCCACCAUCGCCCUCAUCAGCUUUUCUUGGCUGGUCAACUACAUCCGGGCAGGGACUUUGAUCAUGUUGGUGCAUGAUGCAGCUGACUAUUUAAUGGAGUCUGCCAAGAUGUUCAACUACGCAGGCUGGAGAAGGACUUGCAACUUCAUCUUCACCAUGUUUGCUGCAGUUUUCAUCGUCACCCGCCUCAUAAUCCUCCCCUUCUGGAUCAUACAUACGACGUUUGUGUACCCGCUGACUCUCUACCGCCCCUUCUUUGGCUUCUACUUCUUCAACGGGCUGAUGUUUGUGCUGCAGGUCCUGCACAUCUUCUGGGCCGCGCUCAUCCUGCGUAUGGUUGUCAAAUUCCUGCCAGGAAAUGACAUUGUCGAGGACGAGAGGAGUGACAAGGAGGAAACUGAGUCAGACGAUGAAGAUGGUGAUUGCGAGCGGAUGGAAAAGUCUAAAAACGGCCACGUGCAGAACGGCCACACUCUCUUAAACAACAACCACAAUAAGAGAGACUGAUUGCACGGUGAGGGCCGCAGAUGAAGCUGUACGAGGAGUGACGAUGGGCCCUGGUCUGAAAGCCAAAGAACGUGAGCGUGGCAGGUUGAAAGGGGACAGCAGGCACACCACACACACACACACACACACACACACACACACACACACACACCCUUCUUUCUUAAACCCCAGUAGUCCAGUGUGGACGAAUGCACAUCUCUAAUUUACACUAAAUGAAAUGUGGGGAAGACUGCCGAGGACGACCAUGAUGAUCUGCUUCAUGGCAGAGCGGUUUCCUCUUUCUCCUCCCUUCUUCUGUUUUUGCUAUUUGCCAAGAUUUUGUGCUGCUGACCAAGUUACACAUCAGAAACCUGCCUGCUUGUAGCUUCAUGAUUUAUUACUGGAAGUGUUUUCAGGAGAGGCUGCAAUUAGGAUGAGUACUUCCUCCUUGUGGUCAGUUAACACUCUACUCAGAAUUACCAGUUGAUUUUUUUUUUUUUUUUUGCUCUAAAUAACCAAACUGAAGUCAGUGACAUUGUGAUGAACACCAUCGUGAAUGUGGCAGUGACUUUCUGUGGACCAUAUCCGGCUCUAAGUCCAUUUACUGAAGUCCUGAGUUUCAGUUAGUAACGAAUCUGUCCAAGCAUUAUGCUCACCCCGAUUCAUGCAAAUGGGCUGAGCCAGUGUUUCAAAAAUAUAUUUGUUACAGUGAGGUUUAAAUAAAUAAAUACAAUUUAAAUCAAAACUGGUGAUAAAUAGUGUUUUUAAUAGUGUGAGAGAAGGUGCUACAUCUGCCACAUGUACUGAAAUGUGCCUUUUUUUUCUUUUUUUUUGCUAGAAAUGUAUCUUAAAGUGUUUUUGUCUUUUGAGAAGCCACACGCACACAAGAUCAUUUAAAGUUUUAGUUUCUGCCUAACAUCUUUUAUUUUUUAUGAUUUUUAUUUUGCUUUUUUUUCCUGUUUCAGUCCAGUCAUUGGUUUAAAUUUGGGAGCAAUUUAUUUGAGUGUAACGCCAAAAAGCCAAACUGUAAUUGUUUAGUGAAUCGGUAGCAUUUCCAUUUAGUGUUUUUCCCAUCAAAAGAUGCACUUUAUGGUUUCUUCUAUAGAUUGACAUUAAUUAAUACUCUAGUAAACAAGCUCAGUGGUGUUUUUGAUUCAAACUGAAACCUGAUUGUCCUUUUGUUUGGAUUAUGAUUCAAUUUUUUUAUAUUUAUUCUAAAUAUUUUUGUUUGUGCUGUAAAAGGAAGAACAAUUAAUGGAAAUCUUCAGUUUAAAAAAAAGAGAGAAAAAUUUAAAUUCCAGAGGAUGGUUUACAUUUUCUAUUUCCUUGUCAUGUGCAAGUGCCUUCAUCAUUUCAAGUAACUUUCAAGUAUCAUUUCAUCACACACUUUACAAGAUCUCCAAAUGCCCUUCAAUUAGUCAGGUACCCGUGGAUUUGCUUCUACUGAAGUGUUUUUAAUCUGCGUCGCAUGUUGCUGAGAUGUAAAAAUCAUAAUGACCAGAAUGAUAAAGAUAACUGUGGAAAACUAUUCUGUUUUCUUCUUUCUUUUAUUUUUAUUUGAAACUAAGAGUUUGACAUUUUUAACAUUGAGCUAAUAAAUAAGUAAAAAGUGAGUUUAA
This is a messenger RNA of Archocentrus centrarchus (flier cichlid), 3035 nucleotides long. RefSeq names its product ceramide synthase 2a (gene cers2a). Gene Ontology annotation, molecular function: sphingosine N-acyltransferase activity; DNA binding. Gene Ontology annotation, biological process: ceramide biosynthetic process. The transcript is spliced from 12 exons. The record is from RefSeq and is a predicted model, not a curated record. Gene Ontology annotation, cellular component: membrane. NCBI's taxonomy places the organism in Eukaryota, Metazoa, Chordata, Actinopteri, Cichliformes, Cichlidae. Bases 289 to 1437 code for a protein of 382 amino acids.